Acipenser ruthenus (sterlet) is the source of this 3542-nucleotide messenger RNA. Its product is annotated as APOBEC1 complementation factor-like. The record is from RefSeq and is a predicted model, not a curated record. Gene Ontology annotation, molecular function: mRNA binding. The coding region runs from base 131 to 1822 and encodes 563 amino acids. Gene Ontology annotation, cellular component: nucleus. The transcript is spliced from 12 exons. Lineage: Eukaryota; Metazoa; Chordata; Actinopteri; Acipenseriformes; Acipenseridae.
GAUUGCAGAAUAACCACAGUGACACGUCGCCAAGCCACUAAUCAAGGCAGGACUCUUCCGGGAGGUGAUCUCUGGAAUUGCUCAGUGAGCACCCCUAAUUAAGCUGAUUUAUUGCUGUUAAUCACUCACAAUGGAAUCAAAUCAAAAAUCCGGGGAUGGACUGACAGGCACACAGAAAGAAGCAGCGCUGCGUACAUUGAUCCAGCGCACAGGAUAUGGUUUGCUUCAGGAAAAUGGGCAGAGGAAAUAUGGCGGUCCCCCACCAGAUUGGGAGGGUUCACCCCCUGAGAGAGGCAGUGAGAUCUUCAUUGGAAAGUUACCCCGAGACCUGUUUGAAGAUGAGCUGGUACCGCUCUGUGAAAAAUUUGGGAACAUCUAUGAAGUACGAAUGAUGAUGGACUUUAACGGAAAUAAUCGGGGUUAUGCCUUUGUAACUUUCAGUAAUAAACAAGAAGCCAAAAAUGCAAUGAAACAGCUCAAUAAUUAUGAAAUAAGGAAUGGACGUCUUUUGGGUGUCUGUGCGAGUGUUGACAACUGCCGCCUGUUUGUGGGGGGCAUCCCAAAAGCAAAGAAAAGAGAUGAGAUCUUAGCAGAGAUGAGCAAAGUGACAGACGGGGUAGUCAACUGCAUUGUAUAUCCCAGCGCAGCAGACAAGGCCAAAAACAGAGGCUUUGCUUUUGUGGAGUAUGAGAGCCAUCGAGCUGCUGCCAUGGCCAGGAGGAAACUGAUGCCAGGGAGGAUACAACUGUGGGGCCAUGCCAUUGCAGUGGACUGGGCGGAGCCAGAGGUGGAAGUUGAUGAAGAUACGAUGGCAACAGUUAAAAUCCUGUAUGUGCGGAACUUAAUGUUGUCAACCGCAGAGGCGACCAUUGAGAAUGAAUUCAACAGCAUCAAACCAGGAGCUGUCGAAAGAGUGAAGAAGAUAAGAGACUACGCUUUUGUGCAUUUCACCAACAGAGAAGAUGCAGUAAAUGCCAUGAACAUAUUGAAUGGAAAGCUGGUAGAUGGAUCUCCAAUUGAGGUGACAUUGGCCAAGCCUGUAGACAAGGACAGUUAUGUUCGACACACAAGAGGAACAGGGGGCCGAGGACCCAUGCUGCAAGGAGAAUAUGCUUAUACACUAGGGCAGGUGUAUGAGCCUUCAGCUGCAUACCUGGGAGCUCCUGUCUUCUACGCACCCCAAGCCUACACAGCCAUCCCAAACCCAAUGCGAUUCCCUCCCAACAAGGGACAUGUCAGCACCCGGGGUAUGAUGCGCACCCCUUCCAUCAGAGAAAUUUACAUGACUGUACCUGUAGGGGCUGCGGGUGUUCGAGGGCUGGGUGGACGUGGGUACCUGGCCUAUGCUGGCUUUGGCCGCGGUUUUGCGGGAUACCAACUGAAGGCAGGCAAGCGAGGGGAGGACAAGCUUUAUGACCUCUUGCCCGGAAUGGAGCUCACGCCAAUGAAUCCUGUAACCCUAAAACCUCCAGGAAUCAAACAUGCUCCUCAGAUAUUGGAAGAUAUUUGCCAGAAGAAUAACUGGGGACAGCCAGUUUACCAGCUUCAUUCUGCCAUUGGGACUGACCACAGACAACUUUUCUUGUACAAAAUCACCAUCCCUGCUCUUGCUUCCCAGCACCCCAACAUAGAACGAAAAUCUAAAGAAACGUUCAUAUCUUCACAACAUCUCCUUGCAGACAUCCCUUCACACCUGCAAAGCUCUGUGCUUCAGUGGAUGAAGCAAAGACCUACGCUGCUGAGCAUGUCCUGCAGAUCCUGGGUCUGCAGACAGAGGGGGCUGAGCAGCCAGCGACUGCAGCAUUCCCAGCGUAUGCAAUAACGAAUGCAGCAGGCCAGCUCAAGCAAGCAGUCACCUUAGGACAAGACCUGACAGCUUAUGCAGCGUAUGAGACAUACCCCUCUUUCGCCAUGACAACGCGAGGAGACGGCUAUGGAGUUUAUUGAGACAACUCCCAAAGGACCAUUGACUUAGUUCACGUUCAUGUUAUUGCACAUGAUCAGUGAGUUUUUGAUUUUACCUGAGCUCAUGUCAGAUUGUCAUUUAGAUGAGUACAAUACCACAGUUUUGUUUUUGUGUGUGUGAUUACCAAUUAUUUUAAGAUUUAUUUGAAAUAAUAUAACGUAAAUCUUCAAUUAGACAAACUUUUAACCUGUGUCUUCAUUAAUGUAAUUUCAAUAACAUAAAUGUGAUACUAGUCCUAUUAUGUCUUGACUUGUCUCAGGAAUAAGUAAGCUUGUAUGUUUACAAAAAACAUAUGUCUUUUUUAUUUCUCUUUCAAAAGUGCUUUCUGAAUUUUAAACAGAGUGGUGCGCACAGUCAAUACAUAUUUAAGCACCUAUAACACUGAUGUUCAGGUCAGGCUUCAAGAUGUGCAAAUCAAGAUUGACAGAACCGAGUCAAACUGACUCAAAGUUCUUUAUCCCAACUUUUUUUGGAUUGUGCAUUAACCUAAAUAUAAAUGCAAUUCAGCUUCCAAAUUGACACUGCCUUCCAUUGGCUAUUUUUUAUUUUGGUUUUCUCCUUGGAAUGCAUGAGAAGGGUCUGAAUGCAAGACUGCAGUAAUGAACUGAAUGUGACACAAACCAAAAAGAAAUGGCUUUGUCAACAAAUGUAUGUAUCGCGACACUAAAGUGACUGAUAGAACUUUACUCUUGUCAGGGAAUGGUUUCCAUUUAAAUAUAUUUAUAAUGGUAUUUUUUUUGUUUUCUUUUCAUUAUUUACCACAAAAAACUGUUUGCAUUAUCUGUUUCUGUUGAUUUAGCAGACUUAGAAAUAGAAAAAAGAACAAACAAAUAAAAUCUAUGGCUUUACUGUUCAGAGUUGGUUUCUGUAAAAGCAGCAUCCCAUAAUGAUAGUGAAUACCUUCUGCAUCCCUCCUAUAAAAUAAUAUUCAUGGUCUCUCUGCUAUCAUCUGUUCAGAGAAGUAUAUAAUCUCACUAAAUCUACAGAUUUUUUUUUAUUUGUUUCUACAGGUAGAAUCCCUUUACCAAGAAAAUAUAAGCUUGUUAAUAUAAUUUUCUUAAAAAGAAUGUCCACAUUGUAUACUGUGUUGUUCAAUGGGCCUAAUUUAUACCACUUGUUGUACGGAACCAAUGUAAAGUUGUCCAUUUACAUUAUGCAUGCCAGUAAGGUGUAUUUUUCUAAAGAGCAUUUCAGAACAUGCACAGUACAGGGGGAAGAGGUGUGUUUAAUGAAUGUCACACUUGACAGAGGUAUAGUAAAUGAAUGUUAUGUAAUUUAGAAAUAUGCCAAAGAAGCAAGAGGUGGUAACAGUAUUAAAAAGUGUGCAUAAAGCACUUAAAAUAACUUAUUUUUGUAUAGAAAUCUAUUCUUUUUGGAUACCUGAAAUGUUUCAUAUCAAUUAGAUGGAAAAAAAACAAAACAAAUGGAAAUCACCAAUCGGUGUAAACAUUGGAGUAAACUGGACACAAUAAUUACAAAUAACUGCAGGUGUGCAGCAAAUUGAGAACUGCUUUAUAAUUGUGACGUGGAAACUAAUUUGUCUCUUAAAUUACAAAUAAAAAAAAGUCACAACGGA